CUUCGUUUCUCAGCCAAUGACAGUGGGAACUGUCUGUGGGAGUUGCUCCCGGCCGCGUGUUUACAACUUCAGUUCCACUUUUGUGAUAAACAGGGCUGGAGAGAGAGAGAAGGGGUGAAAUCUAUUUGCAUUUUUGAAGAAGUGAUUGAAAGAACAAUUUAAAAUUGUAUUUCCUGAGCAAGUUGUGUCUGCAAGACUUCAGAUAUUAUCAUACAUGGUUAACAACAUGACUUCAUGUGCCAGAACAGCAAGGCUAUGUCUUUAGACAGACAAUGGAGUAUCAUUGUCUCCCUGAGUCCUUCUCCGAUGAUUUUGUUGUGGAAUGUUGGGUGUGGGAUGUUAAUGCAAAAUCACCAGCAGUACAACUUUCUCCUUGUCGGAGAGCAGUUUACUUCCACAUUGAUCCCGUCUUGCAAAGUGAAGGUACAGCUGGAGUGAGAGGAACAAAAGGCUUCAUCCAUGGAGAACAUUAUUGGGAAGUUAAGUUUCUUGAACCUCCAUAUGGUACCUCUGUGAUGGUGGGUGCUGGAACAAGAAAUGCACAUCUUCAUCUCGGUAAUUACACAUUUAUAAACAUGCUCGGGAUGGAUUCCGAAAGCUGGGGCUUAUCCCACAAAGGUAUAACCUGGCAUAAUGGCCACAGCAGGCAAUAUACUGAACCAUUUUACGAGAAAGCCACAAUCAUAGGAGUUGACCUAAAUCUGUGUGAUGGUACUAUGACCUUUUAUAAGAAUGGACGCAAUUUAGGUGUGGCAUUCACAGGCCUCAAUAAGGUUGGAGUACCCCUAUAUCCCAUCGUCAGUUCCACAACUGCAGAAACAGAACUUCAGCUUUGGAUGAGAAGCUGUCGGCUCAUGUCACUACAGGAGCAGUGUCUGUACACAGUCGUCCAGCACCUAAUAGACAAAGUUCACAUUGACACACUGCCACUCCCUGCCUACAUCAGAGGACAACUUAAAGAAUUUUCAAAGUAAUCACUGAGGAAGUGCCUUUGAUGUCCUGGCAGACUGCAAUCAUUCAAAAUCACUGAAUUGAUAAGAACUUCCUCUUUUAUGCUAUGAUAUCAUUGUUAACUCCGCAACAAGUUAUACCUUAGAAAGGAAAUUUAAUUUAAUUUUUAAUGGCAUUAAAGUCAUAACUAUUAUUGAA
Rhincodon typus (whale shark) is the source of this 1149-nucleotide messenger RNA. Its product is annotated as SPRY domain-containing SOCS box protein 3. Gene Ontology annotation, molecular function: protein binding. The transcript is spliced from 7 exons. Gene Ontology annotation, cellular component: SCF ubiquitin ligase complex. The record is from RefSeq and is a predicted model, not a curated record. Lineage: Eukaryota; Metazoa; Chordata; Chondrichthyes; Orectolobiformes; Rhincodontidae. Gene Ontology annotation, biological process: proteasome-mediated ubiquitin-dependent protein catabolic process. The coding region runs from base 273 to 974 and encodes 233 amino acids.